AUGUCGUCAUUACAUUCGGAUGAUGAUCAAGAGGAGAUCAAUGUCGAUUCUGACAGUAGACUCUCUGGACAGUAUGACAGAAGCAUUGGCUCAGAUAGAGACUCUGAUUGCUUCAACGAAAGGUACAGGGACUCUCCGAAUGAUCACAUGACCGAAACUCAUAAUCCACAUCAACAGAGAGUAAAUCUACCAUUCAGCAUAUCACGGCUGCUGGGCAAACAUUUCGAGGAUAUAGACAAACGUAGGAAUUCCGGGGAAAGUGACGAUAGGAGUGACCAAGACACUGAGUCAGAAAGUGCGAAAGAUGACGGGAAGGACUCUAGCCUAUCGCUGAACUUUGGCCACAAUCCUGGACUUUACCCUAACUCUAGUUUACUGCUGCGGCCUGGGUUGACUUUGGGGGGCGGCUAUUUUCCCAGCAACCCGGGGGUUGUGAGGGUGCCAGCUCACAGGGCUCUCGGAGCGCUGGGGGCUUGGGGCGUAGCCCUGGAUCCUAUGAGGCAGGCGGCUGCAGCGGCGUUCGCUCAUCAGGUUGUGAAGGACAGAUUAAAUGCGUCGUUCCCCAUCACGAGGCGAAUUGGCCAUCCAUACCAGAACAGAACGCCGCCGAAGCGCAAGAAGCCCAGAACUUCCUUCACCAGGAUGCAGAUAGCUGAGCUGGAAAAGCGGUUCCACAAGCAGAAGUACCUUGCGUCGGCUGAGAGAGCCUCGCUGGCGAAAACCUUGAAGAUGACGGACGCGCAAGUCAAGACGUGGUUUCAGAACCGGAGGACAAAAUGGAGAAGACAAACAGCUGAAGAAAGAGAAGCGGAACGCCAAGCUGCAAAUCGCUUGAUGCUAUCCCUUCAAGCGGAAGCGCUUAGCAAAGGCUACAUGCCAGAACCACCUCCAGGAUCCGCACAGCUUUCAGCGCUUCAUUACCAGAGCCCUCCCAAUACAGCACCACCGCCCCCAUCGAAUACCGCUUUAAGCGCUUUACAGAAUUUGCAGCCGUGGGCUGGGGGUCAGGGGUCGUUUAUGAACGCCCCCGGAUCAGCACCGCCGCAACAUCCACCCCCUGUUGCAUCACCUAUAUGUUGAGAUUAGUCCAGAUUUUAGGUUUAUAUUAUGAUAUAUGUUUAGAAGCCCGCCAACGAAGCGUAGCUCUGUAGUCUCUAUCUAUGUGGGAGAAGACGAUGUAAUAUAUACAAGGUUACUUAAAAACCACUGCACAGUACUUGAUAAAAUUUAGCACAUACCAUAUGCGUCCUGGAGAUGAAUAUAGUAUACUUUUCACCAGCGGGGUUUCUAAAAUUUAUCAUACGUGAAUAUUAUGUAGGACGAUUUCUUUUUUUUCUGUAGUAAUCCGUGAUCCUAUUAAAUCUUUAGGAGCUGCUGUAAAUAUAACGUUUUUCUACUAGC
Pararge aegeria (speckled wood butterfly) is the source of this 1401-nucleotide messenger RNA. RefSeq names its product T-cell leukemia homeobox protein 2 (gene C15). Bases 1 to 1080 code for a protein of 359 amino acids. Gene Ontology annotation, biological process: regulation of transcription by RNA polymerase II; animal organ development. Lineage: Eukaryota; Metazoa; Arthropoda; Insecta; Lepidoptera; Nymphalidae. Gene Ontology annotation, molecular function: RNA polymerase II cis-regulatory region sequence-specific DNA binding; DNA-binding transcription factor activity, RNA polymerase II-specific. The record is from RefSeq and is a predicted model, not a curated record. Gene Ontology annotation, cellular component: nucleus. The transcript is spliced from 3 exons.